AUGGCGGGGGAGGAGGCCAUCGCCGUCGCCGUCGCCGUCGCCGUCGCCACCGGCGGAUAUGAUCCAGGAAUCAAGACCCGCGACUCCUGCGCCUCCCUCUGUCGCCCCGAUCACGUUAACAGGCUUGAGAUAACUCCUGAUAGAAGGCUCUUAGCUGCAGCUGGAAAUCCUAGUAUACAAUUUUAUGAAAUAAACCCAGAAGUCAAUUGUCCAAUGGUUCAGGUUUUGAGCUAUGAUUCACAUAUUAGAAAUGUGACGGCCAUAGGAUUUGAGCGUGAUGGCAAUUGGAUGUAUUCAGGUUCAGAAGAUGGGAUGGCUUCAAACUUAAAGGCUAUGGUUGUUGCCUUAAAUAUAGCUUGUAUGCACAAGAUAGCAAAAUCAUGGCUGCAGAUGGAGUUGAUUUCUGACGAUCAGAAUGGAAAUAUGUGUGUAUGGGAUUUAGGAGCUAAUGCAUGCAGUAUCGAGUUGGUGCCAGAGGCAGAUACAGCAAUGAGAUAUCUAGAGAUAUCAUUUAGAGUAACUUCUUCUAAAGUGAGAUUCUUUUUAUUUUGUUCUCCGAGAAUUGCUUGUGGAUUGGCCCCAUAUAUGCAUCAGAUGAUCGCUCACCUUGAGCCCCUGCAUAGAAUGCAAGCACAUUCUGGCUACAUUUUAAGGUGCCUGCUUUCACCGGAAUUAUGCAGUCCUGUCAGUUCUGAAGCUUCAUGGCUUUGUUUGUUUCUUCGUACAAGCAUAUCUAGGAUACUGCUUAUUCUCCCUCGAAUAUAUCCUAGGUAUCUUGCCUCUGCAUCUUCAGAUCACAAUGUUAAGAUAUGGAGUGCUGAUACGUUUGCCUUGCUGCAGACAUUAGCAGCUUCUUCUGAUACAACUGCUAGAGUGUGGAAUGUGGACACAGGAAAUUCCGUUGGUGUAUGA
Molecule: messenger RNA, 912 nt
Organism: Ananas comosus (pineapple)
Lineage: Eukaryota; Viridiplantae; Streptophyta; Magnoliopsida; Poales; Bromeliaceae
Product: protein LST8 homolog
Exons: 8
Coding region: 1-912 (303 amino acids)
Biological process (GO): TOR signaling; regulation of actin cytoskeleton organization
Cellular component (GO): TORC1 complex; TORC2 complex
Molecular function (GO): protein binding
Source: RefSeq, a predicted model, not a curated record